AUGCAGCAGCAGCCUCAUCACGCCCAACAACCACAGCAACUAUUUAUGCAGCAACCUAGUCCACCUCAGCAAGUUUACGUUCACGUGGGUAAUGUCGACGAUUACAACCAACCAGUUGCCGAUAAUGACGAUGCUUCGUUUGCAUUUUUCAAGCCGCAAGCCAUGCCGGCCAUGGUGGUCGUUCCAGGUGGCGGUGGCAACAGGAAUGCGAAGAACCUACCCAUGGACUCAGAUGGUCGCGAAUGGAGCCACGGGUUAUGUGACUGUUGCUCUGACGUCGGUACAUGUCUCAUCGCGACGUUCUUCCCCUGCAUCGUUUACGCUCAAAAUAAACGAAGGUACGAACAUCUUAACAGAGGCCAGCCGGAUCCCGAGCGGGGUGGUUCUGGGUUCAACGGUGACUGCUUGAUGCACGGCUGUAUCACAUGUUGCUUUGGUAUAGGUUGUGUCCUCCAGAUUCCACUUCGCGGCCAUCUUCGCAGUAGGUACCACAUUAAAGGUGGCGGCUGUGGAGAUUGCAUGGUCUCCUGGUGCUGCACACCUUGUGGACUUACUCAGGAGGCCAGGGAACUGGAGUUGGAAGAAGCCAGCAUGGGAAUAUAA
Messenger RNA from Pleurotus ostreatus (oyster mushroom), 603 nucleotides. RefSeq lists its product as uncharacterized. NCBI's taxonomy places the organism in Eukaryota, Fungi, Basidiomycota, Agaricomycetes, Agaricales, Pleurotaceae. Bases 1 to 603 code for a protein of 200 amino acids. The transcript has 4 exons. The record is from RefSeq and is a predicted model, not a curated record.